Molecule: messenger RNA, 1155 nt
Organism: Iphiclides podalirius (scarce swallowtail)
Lineage: Eukaryota; Metazoa; Arthropoda; Insecta; Lepidoptera; Papilionidae
Source: the annotation of a GenBank genome assembly
AUGGGCGGUGUAGCUGGGGCGUCUGCACUGCUGGGCGUGGAGAUCUGCGCACCGUUACUGAUGCUGUGCUGGCUUUGCUGUUGGCCCGAUGACGGCAGCUCGGAUAAAAGCUCUGGUAGGCACCCAAAGAAGCCGGUGAUAACAAACGAGUCUGGCCGGCAUUCUGGUGAGCUGUUUGGGAGACGUUUCGGUAGCAGUGCUAUUUCCCUGCACGUUCCUGGUACAUCAGGUUUCAAGAAGCAGCCGCUUGCCGCUCACAGGAGCCACGAGGAGAUACGCAGCCGUCGCAAGUCCCACCACGAGAGCCGGGAGGACCCCACGCGCUACCACUCGGCGCCGAGCGUCAUCGACGAGGUCCUCCACAGGAGGGACUGGGAGCGCUCCGCCAGGGACCUCCGAAUACCGCUGAGGCCCGACGCCCUCAGCGCCAACGCCAGCCCCGAGCACGAACACACCGCCGCGGUAUACAAGAGCGACGAGGAGAUAAUCGGGAGGCCGUGCAAGAAGCACCACACGAACAUAAAGAGGUCGCGGAAAGUCAACCGCGAGGCGACAGAACCCUCAACAAAGGAGUCCACCAGAGAUGACGUUAAGGAUCAAGACGCUACCGAGCUCACGAGCGUCUCCAACUUCUACAUCGGUGAUGCAUCAUGCACGCUCAAUAAGGAGAACAUAGAGACAGAGCGUAGAACGGAAGAGAAGAGAUUCAAAGCUAAGGACGUGAAGCAGUGUAUGAACGAGUCGAUCAAGUGCAGAGACAGGCCGCGGAACAUCUUGGGCCCUUUGACGGAGCUCCAAGUUUCGGGAGGGUUCGAUGAGGAGUUGGACAUUGACAGGUCCGGUGCUGUGCAUCAUUUCGACGAGCCUAGGUCGAGCUACUGCGACACGCCGUCCGUGCCCUAUCCUCCACUGGCUACAGAGUCUUCGGGUCCCGUGGAAAUCGUUCCCCUGAUGGGAGCGACGGAUGUGCGUCGCAGCGCUUUACGGGGGCGACAUGCUAGCGCAGGGGACGUGUUGGCUCCCACACUGCGCCCACACUCCGCAGCGCUCUCCGAGAGCGAUCUGGACUUCGAGCUGGACUGCUGCGACGAGCCACCACCAGCAUACGACCAGCUGCAACUGUUGAGUGUGGCCAAUCGCAAGGAGACAGCAAUU